GUCUCCAGCGCGGGCCUCCCCGGGCGCGGGCGAGUAGGUAAACAGAUCCGGAGCGCGUGGAGGCGACUCGAAGGUGACCGCGGGCCCCAGCUUCCUGCCGCCGGCCCCGCAGGAUGGCGGCCAUGCUGGGGGACGCCAUCAUGGUGGCCAGAGGCCUGGCCAGGCUGACGCAGGUGGCCCUGGAGACCCAUCUGCAGCACUGGGGCUUCGGCGGGGAGCUGCUCCUGGCGGCCAGGGCCCUGCAGUCCACGGCUGCCGAGCAGGUGGGCGCGUUCCUGGGGGGGGCGCAGGCUCAGGACAAACACGAAGAGCCUUUUGUGGAGAACUUCGAAGACCGGGAAGCAGAGUUCCAGUUCUCAGGCCCGCAGACAGCUGGAGCCUCCGCAGACUUCUCCGCCGACCCAUCGCAGCCGGGGUCCCCGGGUCACGCCCAGGGCCCAGCCCCUGCCUACGGAGCCAGCGGACCCUUUAGGGAAGCCGGGCUCUCGGGCCAGGCCACCUCCCCUCUGGGCAGGGUCCACGGGAGGCUCUUUGCAAACCCCACAGACUCCUUCUGCACCACCGGCUUUCAGCGGAGGUUCUUCCACCAGGACCAGUCCCCCGUAGGGGGCCUCACGGCCGAGGACAUCGACAAGGCGCGGCAGGCCAAGGCCCGCCCCGAGAACAAGCCGCACAAGCAGGUGCUCAGCGAGCAGGCCCGGGAGCGGAAGGUGCCGGUGACGCGGAUCGGGCGGCUGGCCAACUUCGGAGGUCUGGCCGUGGGUCUGGGCUUUGGGGCCCUGGCUGAGGUCGCCAAGAAGAGCCUCCGCCCUGAGGACCCCACAGGGAAGAAGUCCGUGCUGGAUUCCAGCCCGUUCCUGUCGGAGGCGAACGCGGAGCGCAUCGUGCGCACGCUCUGCAAGGUGCGCGGGGCGGCGCUGAAGCUGGGCCAGAUGCUGAGCAUCCAGGACGACGCGUUCAUCAACCCGCACCUGGCCAAGAUCUUCGAGCGCGUGCGGCAGAGCGCGGACUUCAUGCCGCUCAAGCAGAUGACGAAAACUCUCAACAAAGACCUGGGGCCCAACUGGAGGGACAAGCUGGAGUACUUCGAGGAGCGACCCUUCGCCGCGGCUUCCAUCGGGCAGGUGCACCUGGCCCGCCUGAAGGGUGGCCGUGAGGUGGCCAUGAAGAUCCAGUACCCCGGCGUGGCUCACAGCAUCAACAGUGACGUCAACAACCUCAUGGCCGUGCUGAACAUGAGCAACAUGCUUCCAGAAGGCCUGUUCCCUGAGCACCUGAUCGACGUGCUGAGGCGGGAGCUGGCCCUGGAGUGUGACUACCAGCGGGAGGCUGCGUGUGCCAAGAAGUUCAGGGAGCUGCUGAAGGACCACCCCUUCUUCUACGUGCCCGAGAUCGUGGACGAGCUGUGCAGCCCCCACGUGCUGACCACGGAGCUGGUGUCCGGCUUCCCCCUGGACCAGGCAGAAGGGCUGAGCCAGGAGAUUCGGAACGAGAUCUGCUACAACAUCCUGGUCCUGUGCCUGCGGGAGCUGUUUGAGUUCCACUUCAUGCAGACGGACCCCAACUGGUCCAACUUCUUCUACGACCCCCAGCAGCACAAGGUGGCGCUUUUGGACUUCGGGGCAACACGGGAAUACGACAGAUCCUUCACUGACCUCUACAUUCAGAUCAUCAGGGCUGCGGCUGACAGGGACCGGGAGGCCGUGCGGGCCAAGUCCAUAGAGAUGAAGUUCCUCACGGGCUACGAGGUCAAGGUCAUGGAAGACGCCCACCUGGAUGCCAUCCUCAUCCUGGGGGAGGCCUUUGCCUCAGACGAGCCCUUCGACUUCGGCACCCAGAGCACCACGGAGAAGAUCCACAACCUGAUCCCCGUCAUGCUGAAGCACCGCCUCGUGCCGCCGCCCGAGGAGACCUACUCCCUGCACAGGAAGAUGGGGGGCUCCUUCCUCAUCUGCUCCAAGCUGAAGGCCCGCUUCGCCUGCAAAGCCAUGUUCGAGGAGGCCUACAGCAAGUACCGCCAGCGGCAGGCCGGGCAGCAGUAGCCGCGGACCCCGGGGCUGCGGGUCGCGCCCAGGCGGGGACGCUCUGUCCCUGACGCAGGCUCCUGGGGACGUGGGGUCGGUGCUUCGCUUGACCCCACUGUCCAGUACGAGACGGGGGCUGCGGGAGCCCGCGCUUCACACGGUUUUCACGGCUACACGCAGGGUGGCAGGACGGGACGUGCAGGACUGAAACGCAGCUGCCCUGCUCUGUCGGCAUCUGCCGGUUUCCGCGUCCUCUGACGUAACUAGAUAAAAAGGCGAUUUUGUUUUCUCUCUCCUAUACGAAUGUUAAGCAGAACUGCGAGUACUUCUUCGAAUCUGCCACCAGAACACAAGCAGAUAAGGUUUUUGGAUUUUGUCAACUGUAGUGUAAGGUUUGUGUGUCUGUGCGAUGUUUCCUGCCCGCUUGCCCUCCAGCCUGGGGGCUGAGCGGGCGCAGGGCCAACCGUGCCACUCACCCUUGGGGGGCCCGGCCUGCUCGGGUGGGUCCCACGCUUUGCUGACGGCUGAAUGUUCCAGACAAUCGCUGCCUCGCGGGGAGGGGUCGGGAGCAGCAAGCCAGGGACCCGAGACACAUACCUCGCCUGCUGCUGGAAGGUUCCUUGCGGCCAGGGCCACUGCCAGAGGAGAUGCACAGCUGUCACUCGUUCUACCAAAGGGUCAUCACAGGCUCUGAAUUUUUGUACCAGUCUUAUAAUUACCUAAUGGUUUCAAGUCAAUAAAAAAAGUGCUUUGGUGA
Molecule: messenger RNA, 2781 nt
Organism: Lemur catta (Ring-tailed lemur)
Lineage: Eukaryota; Metazoa; Chordata; Mammalia; Primates; Lemuridae
Gene: COQ8A
Product: coenzyme Q8A
Exons: 15
Coding region: 114-2042 (642 amino acids)
Biological process (GO): ubiquinone biosynthetic process
Cellular component (GO): extrinsic component of mitochondrial inner membrane
Molecular function (GO): kinase activity
Source: RefSeq, a predicted model, not a curated record